This is a messenger RNA of Photinus pyralis (common eastern firefly), 2523 nucleotides long. RefSeq names its product ABC transporter G family member 20-like. The transcript has 8 exons. The coding region runs from base 294 to 2498 and encodes 734 amino acids. The record is from RefSeq and is a predicted model, not a curated record. Gene Ontology annotation, molecular function: ABC-type transporter activity; ATP hydrolysis activity; ATP binding. NCBI's taxonomy places the organism in Eukaryota, Metazoa, Arthropoda, Insecta, Coleoptera, Lampyridae. Gene Ontology annotation, cellular component: membrane.
GGCCCAUAAGUUUGUGCCAAGGUUUACAGUGUGUCGCUGUAAAUUGCGCUUAUUUAAAGCGAGCCUGCCAUUGCAAACCACUUUGAUUAAGUUUGGGGAAAAUGGUCAGGGAUUUUCAUUAAUAUCAAUCGGAUCUGAGGUGUCUCGAUGGAAUGCUAAAUGCCCCAAGUUUCACUUUCGAAUAUCUGCUGGAGGAUGAUUCCAAAACCUGCUUAGGUGAACUGAAAGAGCCUUGAAGCUGGAGGUCUAGGUCUUCUACGUUAUCCCCUCUAGUGCGAAAUGAUCAGUUCGAUAUGUCAACCUAUAACGAAAAUAUUGCGAUGGAGGACGUUGACCAUCAGUUCCAUUCCUCACUGGAGAUCAAGAGAGAACAAGCGAUAUGGGUUCGCCAUGCCUACAAGCAAUACGGAACUAAGAAGAAUCCCUUCGUGGUCCUGGACGAUCUUAACAUGACCGUUCCAAAGGGAAGCAUUUACGGACUUUUGGGUGCAAGCGGGUGCGGAAAGACGACGUUGCUGGGUUGUAUAAUUGGAAGGAAGAAGCUAAACUCGGGUGAAAUAUGGGUUUUGGGUGGAAGACCUGGUUCGCCUGGGAGCGGCGUUCCAGGCGCUCGUGUGGGAUACAUGCCGCAGGAGUUGGCACUUUACGGCGAGUUUACCAUCCGCGAAACCUUGCACUACUUCGGCGGAUUAGUCGGAGUGUGCAACAAGAAAAUCGAAGAAAGAUUAAGUUUCCUGAUAAAUCUGCUGAUGCUACCACCUGCGGACAAGCAGUUGGGUGUUCUUAGUGGCGGUCAACAGCGGCGGGUAUCGCUCGCCUCCGCUUUGAUCCACGAACCCGAGCUGCUAAUUCUGGACGAGCCCACCGUUGGCGUCGACCCAGUUCUCAGGCAGAUUAUUUGGGAUCACUUAGUAAAUAUUACCCAAACCGGAAGCACGACCAUCAUCAUCACUACUCACUACAUUGAUGAAACAAGGCAAGCUCAUUUAAUUGGUUUAAUGCGAGGGGGACAUUUCCUAGCAGAAGAAUCACCGGCGGCCCUUUUGGCACGUUUCGGCACCGAUAGCUUGGAGGAAGUGUUUCUGCGAUUGAGCGUCAAGCAAAAUUUGACGAACCAAAACGGAAAUGGGGUCGUUAACGAAUCGGCCGAUAUAGAAGGUAUGCCGAACGGUGAAGCGCCGAAGGGCUUCGGAGAUACAGUCACUAGUAGAUCUAAGGGACAGCACGUUAGGGCGCCGAUCGAUCUGACGUAUGUGGAAAAGUCGACCUUCGACAGGUUGCAAUUGCUCCCGUCCAUACAUUGGAAUCAUAUUACGACGCUGGUGUGGAUCAACGGACUGUGGAUGUCGCGAAAUUUCCCUCUCGUCCUGUUCGUUGUUAUGUUACCGCUCGUACAGAUGUCGUUGUUCUGUAUGGGGAUAGGACUCAAUCCGAAAGGCUUGACAGUGGCGAUUGUCAAUUACGAAACGGGGAAUAAUGUGAACUGCGAUUCCACGCUGCAGUGUAAUAGCACAACGCUCAGUUGCAGUUACCUUAGCUACUUGGGGAAAAAGGAUGUCAAAUUCGUUUACUACGAAAGCGACUACGAGGCGACCAAUUCGGUACUCAAAGGCAAAACGUACGCUUCCAUAGUAAUCAAGUCCAACUACACCACGGCACUGCAAGCACGCAUCGCAGAAUGGCGCGACGCGGAACCGUGGGAUAUCACAGCAAGCGAGAUCGAUGUGCUACGCGACACCACCAGCAAAGACAUCGCCACAUUCCUCAAGAUAUACAUGUACGAGAGCUUCCGGGAUUUCAUCGGUGGAUAUUUGGAAUCGUGUGAUUACAGUCCGCGCGUGGUUGCGGUACCAUUUCAAUGGAAAAAGCCGGUGUACGGUUUAAAUUAUCCCAAUUUUACUGAUUUCGUUAAUCCAGGAAUGAUCCUGACGACCAUCUUCUUUUUGUCCGUUGCGUUGACAGCCGGUGCGAUGUUAAUUCAAAGAAAUCAGGGCAGUAUCGAAAGAGCUAUGGUGAGCGGGGUAACUCCCAUAGAGCUCUUAAUUACUCACAUCAUUACUCAGUUCGUGCUGAUGAUGGUACAGCUGACAAUCGUUCUGGUGUGGUCCUUUGUGAUAUUUGAACUUACUCUGAAUGGAUCCGUACUUUUAGUUACUUUACUCUCCAUUCUGACUGGCUUUUGUGGGAUGUGUUUCGGAUUCGCAAUAUCGUGUGGAGUUGAUUCCGAACGGAUGGCCACGUAUACUGCACUGGGUAGCCUUUUCCCUUUGGUGAUGUUAUCUGGAAUUGUGUGGCCAAUUGAAGGCAUGCACUAUCUUUUGCAAUUAUGUUCAAUUUUUUUGCCACUAACAAAAGCAACCGAAAGUUUGCGAAGCAUUUUGCAGCGAGGUUGGGGAAUAACGUCGCCAGUUGUGUACAUGGGAUUUAUAUCUAUUACAGUUUGGUCCUUAAUAUUCCUAUUAUUUAGUAUAGUGUUAUUAAAAGUGAAAAAGGGUUAGCUUUAUUAAAUUAUUUUUACAUUCG